CUUGGCGAUAUCAGGAGAUGAGGCUUGUAUUGGUAAUCCUGUGGACAUUCUGAAGCUUUUGCCUCGUCGUGGGACAGAUGUGUCCUGGAGGCUGAGGGAUUUCCACAAGACCACACGGUCGAGUCAAAGGUAUAUCAUUGAAGACAUCCAGCAGCUAUCAUGGCUUCCACUCUCAUCUCCAACACUCCUGUCUUCACUUUCUUCAUCAUUCUUCCUUGAUACCUUCGAUAUGUCUGCCUCCGUCGACUCCAGCACUAUCUUCCGCGUCGAUGGCAUUGUGGCCGUCAUUACCGGCGGUGGCAGUGGCAUUGGUCUGACUAUGACCCGCGCCCUGGCCGCCAACGGUGCUUCCAAGGUCUACAUUCUGGGCCGUCGAUUGGAGGUCCUUGAGACCGCUGCCGCCGAAUUCCCCGGCGUGGUCAUCCCUCACCAGGCCGACGUGACCUCGAAGACCGACCUCCAGGCGGUCGUGGAUCGCAUCAAGAGCGAGGUGGGCUACGUGAACCUCGUCGUGGCCAACUCCGGCAGCAUUGGACCCCCCGUCCGCUUCAACCCGGCGGCCUCCUUGCCCGAGCUGCGCCAGACCCUAUUCACCGACUUCUCGAUGGAGGGCAUGAACGACGCUCUGAACCUCAACAUCACCGCGGCCUUCUUCACCAUGACCGCAUUCCUGGAGCUCCUGGACGCGGGCACGCAGAACGCUCUCCGCGGCGGUUUCGGCAAGCCUCUCAAGGAGGGCAGCGACGUGCCCUCCAUCCAGAGCCAGGUCAUUUUCACGACGAGUAUCUCGGCGUUCAGUCGGCACUGGAGUUCGUCGCCGCCGUACCUGACCAGCAAGGUGGCCAUCAUGCAGGUGACGAAGCAUGCCAGCACCCAGCUGGCCAAGUUUGGCAUCCGAGUCAACGCCAUUGCUCCUGGCAUCUACCCGUCGGAACUCGCGUCGGUUCUCAUCUCGACCCGCAAGCCCGAGGAAGAGGCGUUCGAGGACCAGCGUUUCAUCCCGGCGCGUCGCUUCGGAGGAGACGAGGAAAUGGCCGGUGCUAUUCUGUAUCUGACCAGCCGGGCAGGAAGCUAUUCGAACGGAUCGAUCCUGGUUACGGACGGUGGUCGCUUGUCUGUUAUGACCGGUACUUACUAGUCGGAAUCCUGUAUCUUAAGUUCUUAGUAGUCAUGACUCCGCAUUGCGCUGGGGGAAUAUAUUUCAAUGCAC
This is a messenger RNA of Aspergillus steynii IBT 23096, 1210 nucleotides long. RefSeq names its product SDR family NAD(P)-dependent oxidoreductase. The transcript is spliced from 3 exons. Bases 230 to 1138 code for a protein of 302 amino acids. Lineage: Eukaryota; Fungi; Ascomycota; Eurotiomycetes; Eurotiales; Aspergillaceae. The record is from RefSeq and is a predicted model, not a curated record.